This is a messenger RNA of Quercus lobata, 1197 nucleotides long. RefSeq lists its product as uncharacterized. The transcript has a single exon. The record is from RefSeq and is a predicted model, not a curated record. The coding region runs from base 1 to 1197 and encodes 398 amino acids. Lineage: Eukaryota; Viridiplantae; Streptophyta; Magnoliopsida; Fagales; Fagaceae.
AUGCAGUUACCUCAAGGCUUUCACAGUAAGGGGGAGAACCUAGUUUGCAAGCUUAACAAGUCAUUGUAUGGCCUCAAGCAAGCAUCAAGGCAGUGGUACUCGAAGUUUUCCACAUACAUUUUUAAGUAUGGAUUCAAGCAAUCAAAAUCUGAUUACUCUUUGUUCACUAAGAAGUUUAAUCAGACUUUUAUAGCAUUGCUAGUUUAUGUUGAUGACAUCCUUAUUGCAAGUAAUGAUGUUCAAGAAGUUGAAGACCUCAAGAGUUAUUUGAAUCAUGAUUUUAAGUUGAAUGACCUUGGUAAUCUAAAAUAUUUUCUUGGUCUUGAGGUGGCUAGAUUAGAAAAGGGGAUUUCAUUGUGCCAAAGAAAGUAUGCACUAGGGGUUCUUAAAGAUGCUGGUAUGACAAGUUGUAAGCCUAGCAAAGUGCCAAUGGAACAAAACUUGAAAUUAAGAAAGUAUCGAGGAGAUUUAUUGCCCGAUCUUGGUGUUUAUAGAAGGCUAGUUGGAAGGUUGCUAUAUCUGACUAUAACAAGACCAGACAUCACAAAUCCAGUCCACAAACUAAGCCAAUUCAUGGCCAAGCCCAGAAAACCACAUCUUGAUGCAGCCUACAAAAUAUUGCAGUACAUUAAAGGGUGUCCUAGUCAAGGCAUUCUCUUAUCAUCAAAAUCAGACUUGCAUUUGAAAGCUUACACAGAUGCAGAUUGGGCAUCUUGUGUAGACACUAAGAGAUCCACUACAGGAUUUUGUGUGUUCUUAGGAGAUUCAUUGGUCUCAUGGAAGUCAAAGAAACAAUCUAUAGUUUCUAGAUCCUCAACUGAAGCUGAGUAUAGAGCAAUGGCUUUAACUGUUUGUGAGAUGACUUGGUUGCUAGCUCUAUUGAAAGAUUUAGAAGUUCAUCACCCACAACCUGGUAUGCUUUUUUGUGAUAAUCAGGCAUCAAUUUAUAUUGGUGAGAAUCCUGUCUUUCAUGAAAGGACAAAGUAUAUAGAGGUAGAGUUUCAUUUGGUUAGGGAUAAGGUAAAAGAAAAGGUGAUACGUUUGUUCUUUAGUCCUACACAUACACAGCUAGUAGACUUGUUUACCAAAGCACUUAGUAGUCAACGGUUGAGGUCCUUACUUUCCAAGAUGAGUAUAUUGAACAUACACAGCACUGAAUCUCAUCUUGAAGGGGAGUAUCAGAUAGUCAAGGAUUAG